This is a messenger RNA of Symbiodinium sp. CCMP2456, 694 nucleotides long. Lineage: Eukaryota; Dinophyceae; Suessiales; Symbiodiniaceae. The record is from the annotation of a GenBank genome assembly.
GACGGGGAGCGCACUUCCAGGCUUUCCCAGCAACGGAACGCUGGAGACGGAAAAUGGUCGCGACUUUCACUUCUUGGGAGAGGCCCGGUUCUUGACGUCCCUGCCGGGCAUCUACCGAAUCUGCUAUUGCCGGCCGCAGGCGGAUGAUCCGACGAAGGAGGCGGAUUCUUGCAAGGGGCCUUCGAGCUACAAAGCUGCUGUGGGACUGAUGACGGUGAAUGGUCCAUUGCAGACGACGACGACCUGUGCCUUGGGCAGCGCCUGCGAAGUCACCAUCCAGGGAAUCGACCUAGCCGCAGGCGACGCGAUUAUGAUCGUUGAUGGGCCUUGUGGAGAAGGAGGAGGCUUGGAGGCGCUGGGAUUUCCAGACUUAGAGACCAGCGUCACCUUGCAGUCUGGCGAUUCCGGCUACCUCGCUAACCUGGGAAAUAUUCCAACAGCAGCAUCGCCAGGCGUUUACACCAUCUGCUGGUGCCCAGUGGCCAAUGCAUCGGACUGCCGAGCCAGGAGGCAGUUCCGCGCGACGGCUGGCGAAUUACAUGUGACGUGCCCUCCUGGCUACUAUGGAGUAGGGCCCACCACAGGUCGUCGAUGUGGCCCCUGCACGCGUGGCUUUCACUGCGCGGGAGGCGAAGUGAACGUUGCGACGCGUAUCGCCUGCGGGCCGGAUCAGACGACCCGAACCUCUGGCGCU